Molecule: messenger RNA, 274 nt
Organism: Racocetra persica
Lineage: Eukaryota; Fungi; Glomeromycota; Glomeromycetes; Diversisporales; Gigasporaceae
Source: the annotation of a GenBank genome assembly
AAAAAAUAAUCAAGCUAAAAAAAUUGCAAACUCUAUACAUACAAUAUUUGAGCAAGUAGCAAAUAAGAAUUGUUAUCCGGAAGAUGAAUCUAUAUUAAAAUCAAUUGAAUUUGGUAUUAAUAAUAAAUCUUUCUACUUUGAUGUUAAUGAAAAGAAUAAUGAUACCAAUAAAUAUAAAGCAAGAGCAGUUGUUAAAGCUUGUGAUAAAAGUCAAAUUACAUGUGAAGAAUAUCAUACUUUAGCUUCAAUUAGCUAUGAUUUGCCACAUGAAUAG